Messenger RNA from Onthophagus taurus, 1466 nucleotides. It is a transcript of the gene Cyt-c1, whose product is annotated as Cytochrome c1. Gene Ontology annotation, biological process: mitochondrial electron transport, ubiquinol to cytochrome c. Gene Ontology annotation, molecular function: heme binding; electron transfer activity. Gene Ontology annotation, cellular component: respiratory chain complex III. NCBI's taxonomy places the organism in Eukaryota, Metazoa, Arthropoda, Insecta, Coleoptera, Scarabaeidae. The record is from RefSeq and is a predicted model, not a curated record.
UGCUAAAAUUUCCCUGAUAACCCACGGAGGUUACGUAAACUGUCAAAAAAAUACAAUUUCGAUCGGUUUCGAAAAAUUGCGUUAAUGAAAUAACACGUCGCCUCGAGCACUUUGCAUCGCUGGGGGUUUUGCAUGUUUUAAAACGAUUUUAUUAUUUUUAAUUAGAAAACUAACCGAUAAUUUACGAACCGAUCCUUAGCCUUCAGGUCAACAUGGCUGCGUCGGUAGGAAGGAUUUGCGGUGCGGGUCUCUUAAAAACGAACAACGGUGUUGUUCUUAAUCAAAUAAGCUCUUAUUCUACUGCCAGGGAAUGGACCAGAGGAAGAAAAGCUCUCUUUGCAACAAUUGGAGCUUUGGCUGGAGGGGCUGGUGCUUUAGCUUUUGCUUUAGACCAGUCGGUUCGCGCUUCUGAUUUGGAAUUGCAUCCACCAAAGAAUCCGUGGUAUCACAACGGGCUUUUAAACAGUCUUGAUCAUGCCAGCGUGAGAAGAGGUUAUGAAGUGUACAAACAGGUGUGCGCAGCGUGUCAUUCUAUGAAAUAUAUCGCGUAUCGCGACCUCGUAGGUGUAACCCACACGGAAGACGAAGCUAAAGCGGAAGCUGAAGAAAUCCAGGUAACUGAUGGCCCGAAUGAAGUUGGGGAAAUGUUUAAACGACCCGGAAAACUCUCCGAUUAUUUCCCAAGUCCAUAUCCAAACGAAGAAGCUGCUCGUGCUGCCAAUAAUGGUGCUUUUCCACCAGAUCUAAGUUAUAUCGUUCCAGCCCGUCAUGGAGGUGAAGAUUACAUCUUUGCUUUGUUAACGGGUUAUUGUGACGCUCCAGCUGGAAUCGUAUUAAGAGAAGGUCAAUAUUAUAAUCCAUAUUUCCCCGGUGGAGCUAUUUCUAUGGCUCAAGCUUUGUAUAAUGAAGUGUUGGAGUAUCAAGAUGGAACCCCAGCCACUGCCAGUCAAUUGGCGAAAGACGUCGCAACAUUUUUGAAAUGGACGUCCGAGCCAGAACAUGACGAACGUAAAAGAAUGUUGAUUAGAACGGCGGGAAUCUUUACCAUUCUUUUAGUGUUCACCUACUAUUUGAAGAGGCAUAAGUGGUCGGUGCUAAAAUCACGUAAAAUCGUUUUCAAUCCGAAGAAGUAACGAUUUUUAUAGAAUAAUUUAGCCCAAGAAAAAAAACAAACCGCCAAGAUAGUGUGAAAAGAAAAAUGAAUUAUCGUUUUCUUUAAGUCAAUUAAACAUCCCUUUUUCUUUUUUUUUGUACAUAGUAGGUGAAGUUGAAGAGCGACACCAAGAGGCGACAGUUUUUUUUUUAAAUAAUGAUAUGAGAGUAGUAGCAAUUUAUUAUUUUACCUCAUUUUUAAUUUUAAUUUAUACAUGAUUUUUUUUUUUCGUUUUAAAAUGGAAUUUUAACAUCUAUGUCGAUUAUUGGGGGCUUAACACCUAUUUGUUUAAAUAAAUUCUCAAAUGUUUAUA